AUGAUGCUCCUUUCUAUGUAUGUUGUACUUGCGAUAUCUGCUUUGUCCGCGUACGGCGCGGGCACGUCUUUCGUCUUGGUAGGAGAUAGUACCACCGCCAACGGUACGACACCCAACUCGGGUGGAUGGGGCAACGGGUUCUGCGCUUCGCUGGUUGAAGGCACCGCUUGCAUCAAUACGGCCCACAACGGCGCAACAACCGGCAGCUUCGUCGCCGACGGCUUCUGGGAUAUAUCUCUGUCGUUUAUUCGGAGCGAGGUGGCUAAACAGCGACGUACGCUCGUGACAAUUCAAUUUGGGCAUAACGACCAAAAGAUUGCACCUCCUGAAUCUAUGGGGGCUAACAUGACCGUAAUGGUCGACACGAUCAGGUCUCUAGGAGCAGAGCCAGUGCUAGUCACAAGUUUAACUAGAAGAAGCUUCAAUUCGGACGGAACGAUCAGUGAUCAACUAGGACCUUGGGCAGAUGAAACUAUUCUGAUCUCUCAACAGAAGCAAACUCACUUGCUAGAUCUCCACGCAAAGUCGAUCGAAUACGUCGAAGCCAUUGGACCUGAUGCUGCUCAUCGGUUGAACAGGCUCCCUGACGACAACACGCACUUGAAUGUCAAUGGAACCAUCGUUUUCGGCCGUAUGGUUGCGGAUUUGAUGGCUGCCAGCUUCGCAGGCCAACUCCCCAUAGUUCCUAACCCGCCCCUUACCUUCAACAUCACAAACGGCAUCCCAUCCUUUUGA
Molecule: messenger RNA, 735 nt
Organism: Pleurotus ostreatus (oyster mushroom)
Lineage: Eukaryota; Fungi; Basidiomycota; Agaricomycetes; Agaricales; Pleurotaceae
Exons: 6
Coding region: 1-735 (244 amino acids)
Molecular function (GO): hydrolase activity
Source: RefSeq, a predicted model, not a curated record